Messenger RNA from Acaulospora colombiana, 3406 nucleotides. The record is from the annotation of a GenBank genome assembly. NCBI's taxonomy places the organism in Eukaryota, Fungi, Glomeromycota, Glomeromycetes, Diversisporales, Acaulosporaceae.
AUGUCUUCCGUCAGUACCGCCGAAAGUGAUCUUGACGAACAACGUCAAGCAGCAUUCCUCCAGUUGAGGCCUUUAUGUUUAUCUCUCAUGAACUCCACCACAACCUCUCGCGAAAAAAUUCAAGAGGUCAUUCGAAACAUCAACAGUUUGCAUUCAACCCUUGAAGCCAUACCCGAAGCUUCCAAGGUCCUUGAUUUCAAUUUGAUCAAGUACAUCUUUUUCCCGUUGUCGAAACUUUACAAUAACUCUGCCCUAAGAGAGAGCGAUAGGUUUCUUGAAGGAUUUUUGAAUUGUAUUCAAUUUUUGCUAUCUACCAGCUGGCACAAUUACAUGAUGCCUGAUCAGUUCAAGCAACUGCUAAUUUUGUUCGUUAGUAUUAUUGGAGGGUCGCUUUCAUCCGGAUCGAAAGAAAGCGUCAAAGAAGAAAAAUUAAUAGAGAACAAUUUUAUUUCGGAGGAAACAAAGCUUGCAGGAGUUAAAUGCAUCUUGGAUUUACUGCCUCAGCAAUCGGAUCACGAUUUUGAUAACUUUCAACCCAUACGUCGUGAAUUACUUUUAACAGAACUCCGCGACAUGAAGUUAAGAGCAGUUGUUGGUCGUUGUGUGUAUGUGCUGCUAGAAAUCAUUGCAAACGAGCGUUUCCUUCAACUGAGAUUAACAGCCGUAGAAGCAUUGCAACAACUGAUCAAAUGCAUUGAAGAUCCAGGAAUUGUGGCGGCAUUCUUACCCGGGGUGUUGAGCACAUUGAGUAAGACCAUGGUCAGGGAUCAAAAGGAAAACCACAUGCUGUUAGUAAAGACAGUGGAGGCUCUAACUAUUAUUAUUCGAAUUGUCAUGAAUGACAAAGUAAACGAGGGUUUAUUUUAUAGGGCGGACUCUUUGAGAGAUUUAAAGGACGUUUGGGCGAGCUCGGAUAGUUUUCGUGACAAUAGCGAUCCAACAUCGUUUAGGACGAGUGACACUUUGCAGACAUCCUCGUCCACACCUCCUCCAGCGACAUCAGCAACAAUUUACGUAGAGAGAACGAAAUCAUGGCUCAGAGCAACCAAAAUGCAGAUUAAAAUUUUAAUUGGGCAUAUAUUCACUAUUCGAAAUCAUUCUUCGUGGCAGCUUCGUCUGGCUUUCGUGAAAUUCUCACACAAUCUUCUGUUUUAUUGCCUUAAUUCUCUGGACAAUUGUGCAUCGUUAUUAAUUGAAACGUUGGUAUUCUACCUGAAUGAUGACUACGAGCAGGUUUCAAUACCGUGCAAGGGAUAUUUGAAAGAGUUACGCAUGCAUCCAAACUUCAAUGAGAUCUUAACUCCAAACCUAAAGGAAGGGUUAAAUUCUUGGCUCACAUCUUUACCAAGGUACUUGGUCGGCCUCGACGAAAAUGCGAAAUAUAAUGCAUUGACAUUAGUCGCGGGAUUUGUUUUUCUAUUGGGAUCGGAAAUACAGACAGUCAUAAAUAUUUUGUUGCGGAGAGUUUCCGAUGGGCUACUAAAUGCCCUGGAAUUCGAUACUGAGGAUGUUCGUAUAAUAGAAGAUCGACUUCUCAUUGGACAAUACGAAGACCUCGCGGAGGAGCCCUUUGUUCCAGAAAGUGUUCAUGCGCUGGACCACUCGUUACCCCCUUUUCCUCAUCGCAAGUAUAAGUAUAUACGUGAGCGACGCGUAAUAUCCACAAUAUCGACGGUCAUUCGUUUGAUUGGAUACUUUGGAAAAGUUGAGUUCUUGAUAGAACACUUCCUUGCAUAUGUGAGAGAUGCGGAUUCCAAAAGAUUUCAUGCACAAUGCAUAUUCAUUGUAAAUGAAUUGUUGCUCGGAGCAUCUGGAAUUGAAAUUAAUUUUGAAAAUUUGGAAACAGCAAAUCCGACCAACGCAGUGGACGAUGCUAAGAGAAUUGCAAAAUCCUUAUUAAGAGAAUACUUGGAAAUGAGUGCGACGACGCUAGAAUUAGUAGAAGAUUCAAAGUCCCUGGUCAAAUCCCACAGAGACAAAAGGACCGCAACCGAUUUGACCAUCGGACUCACCGAUAAAUCGUCGAUAAAUAAGAGCCUUGAAUCACAGAAUCGUUUUAUUUUGAUAAACUGUUUUAUACUUGAAGGAAUUGCAUGCAUAGCUCGCGUGAUGGCCAAGGAGUUUAAGGUAGAAUUAAUAGACGCACUCUAUCCCAUUCUUGAAAAAGUCGGUGAAACCAAUAGUCGAGUACAUCGCACCGCUGAUGUCGCGCUUCAUCAUGUCGCGAUAUGGUGUGGUUAUUCGUCAAAAAAAAAUUUGGUUUUUGAAAAUGCCGACUAUCUUGUCAACGCCGUCUCAAGAAAGUUGAAUCACAUCGCCCUGGAUUCACGAACGCCACAGGUGCUCACGGCAAUGAUACGAAUCGUCGGGCACCCUCUGCUUUCGUACUUGGAUGAUUCGAUAGAGGAAAUAUUCGAAGCGCUAGAUGCGCAUCACAUGAAAUUCCAUUUGUUAUGUCAAUUGACAACUGUCCUAUUUGCUGCGGUUAGUGUUAUUGCCAAUUCCCAUAAAAAUGAAUUCGUUGAAGUGAGUAAUUCCAAGGUCACUGUUUUAGAGGAUGAUUGUUUGUCUUCACACAGUCACGCCAAUGCUGGAAUAUCUAAAGAAAUUGAAGAAUUCAUUGCGAGUCACUCUUCACAGGACGCCCACGCCAAUUUGCCGAAAGAGGAAUACGCGACAUUAGAGGAAAUAGGACAGUACUUUUUAAACAUUCAUAAAUCAAAAGAGGAAGCAGGGGACGGCGAGAUUGAUGAUGUUCCUAAGCAUGAAAAUGAUUCCGAAAGGAUUCCUACUGACGACGAAACAUCCGACAGUAAACCCAAACCGACAAGGUCACAAUCAACUUGCCUUAAAAUUAUUGACAAAGUGCUCCAUUCACUUACAUCAGCAUCACCGCAAUUGCGUUUUUUGGUUUUAGAUAUCAUACGCAUCGCCCUGCCUGUCUUACAAUCGAUUCCUAAUGAACUUUAUCCCUUGGUCCAUAGGAUUUGGCCUUCUGUGGUUAACAGGUUGAGAGACGACGAACAGUAUGUCGUUUUAGGUGCUGCUCGACUUAUUCAGGGUGUUUCCAUCUCGUGUGGAGAUUUUUUCACCAGUCGAGUAGUUCAGGACGUUUGGCCAUCUUUUCAAGAUCUGCUCUCGCAACAAGCAACCAGUGAUAAAGAAUAUUUAGAUCUAUCGAAUUAUGCAUUCUCGCGAUCGCACAGAAUUAAAAAAGUAAUCUUGGAGACGAUGAAGGUGGUGGCGCGUCGCGUUUUGUUAUCCAAUCAAGUGAUUUCACAGAUCAUUGACAGAAUGUGGCCGUUUUUGAGUGAAGAUAUUCACGAAGAUCUUCAAGAAGCGGCACUGGAAUUAUUCCGAGAGUUAGCGAAUAGAGAUGCAAAUACUACAUGGCUUGUUCUCAGAG